AGCCGUUUUUACAUUAAAAUCAUGUUGAUAAAAAUAUAAACCGGAUAUGAUUAUAGUGCGUCAGUUGACUUGUGCAUUACCAUCUGUGCGACAUGGCCGUCUUCAUGAUAAACAUCUGUAAAUUUAAUAGCUGCGGCAUCACAUUUCCUAGCCUAGGGGAUUUAAUUCAACACAUUGAGGACACACAUAUCGACUACGAUCCUGCAGUAGUGGAGCAGAAGGAGGCUUCACAACCAUCAUGCAUACCUUUGAGUUACAUCUUGCGUUUCUUCACGGAGAACACACGGCGCGAGUUCCAGAGUAUGCCCCCCAUCCCCGAGGGCCGCCGCCGGCUCAUGUCAGCCCCGAAGACUCCUUCCAUUCGGAGUAGCACUCCCACAGGGAGUGAACUAGACGAUGAGGAGAUGAUGACUCAAUCUGAAGACAGCAAUGACUCCUGGACCACAGUCGAGGAAUACAGCUCUGAGUACAUUUUGCGUUAUGGAGUCAAACAACAUAGUGCUCAAAUGGCUCAAGCCCCGUUGGGAGCUCCGCAAGACAAGCCCUUCGCCUGCCCGGUCCCCGGCUGCAAGAAACGAUACAAAAACGUGAAUGGCAUCAAAUACCACUCCAAGAACGGCCAUAAGAAGGAUGGGAAAAUAAAAAAGACUUACAAAUGCCACUGUGGCAAAAGCUACAAAACGGCCCAAGGCCUUAAGAACCACUCCGUUCACCACGGCGCCUCCGCGCUCCUGGAGGCCAAGCCCAAGCAGCCGGGGCUGGUGGUGACCGCCGCCCACCGACCAAUCAGCAUCCUCGACGCUGUCGACAACAAACUCGUAAGAAUCUACGACAGCCUCAAAACCAAAGACCUACCUUCUCUCACCAUACCAAAGCAUAACCUCAAGACCGUCGACUACACUGGCCAGUUCAUUCGGAACGGAGGUAUUUUGACUCCGAACUCGACCCCGGGGUCCAGCCCCGUCGACAAGAUCAAGUAUGGAGACAGGUCUCCCAAGGUGAUGGUGCAGAGCCAGCCUCUUGCUCCGCUCACGCCCUCUGCCGAACAGGUGUACAUACACAAGAUGUAAGAGAUUUCUGUAAGCGCUCCCGCGAUAAGAGGCUUGCUAACGAAUUUAAGUCAUGUUAACGUGUAAGUCUAGUUAUUAUUAUUAAUGUGCAGUUCCUACGAAAAACAAAAAAAAAGUAAUUAUUUUCUUAGCUUCACUAAUUUGUUUUCAUCCAGAUAUUAUUUGGAGGUGUUAGCUGAGAUGCUGUGUGUUAGUUUUUAUGGAGGUUUUUUUUUGUUUCACACCUUCAUUUAAUUGGAUCUCAUAUUUAUUUUCAUAGUUAUGAAGAGAUUGUUGUUUAUUUAUUAUAGUUUCUUAAGUAUUUUUUUCCUUACGUAUACUUUUAGUGGCGUAUUACUGACUCGGGUAUCUUAAUGGUAUCUAUUCGAAGUGAAAGCUUUAUAAAUGCUCAUGAUUAAUAUUGCUAGCAGGAUAUUGCAUCCUGCUAACAACCACAUACUAUAUAUUUAUGUUUAUGUUGUUGUUUGUUUGACAUUUUUAUGAUUAUUUUAUAGUUAGCAUAAAAUAUAAUGACUGAGUUUAUUUAAUCUCUUAUACGAAAUUGCCUCUGCCGUAGCGUUGGGGUUUCUUUGGACGUGAAAUAUGUUAAUUAAUUUUAUCGUAAGUCAGUUUAACUGUGACUCACAAUAUUCUAAACUUCGAAUAAAAUACAAAAUAAAUAUGAUAGUCUUCCUAUAAAAAUAUAAUGAAUAUGCCAAAGUCAAAUUUUACGAAGGCUUGAUAGCUGUUCGCUACAAAUUAUAUUAUCGAUCGAAACAUUGCGAAAGUGCCAUUUGAAUACCAGAUUAAUCCAAAGAUACUUAUUAACCUUUUUCGUUAUUACUUUAAGUUAAUAUUUUGUGUUAAGAUUAUAAGCCAUUCUAGGUUGAUGGCAUUAAAUAUGUCUGAUUGUAGUUAGGUUAGUUAAAAAUAAAUAAAUGUGAUAUAAUUCUAACAAAAACGAAAAAAAAACUUUGCUUGUUUAGUAUACGUAGUAGUCUAUAAGGCUGAUUUUGUUUUGUUGGUUUAUUGGGAUAUCGGGCUGGGAGCCUUUAUUAAUAUAACUCUAAGUUAGUACUACUCGGUACCCCUAGUUUUGAAAAGAAAAUCAAUUGUAACUGCAGCUUAUUCAGUUAGGUAGUAUAGGAUAUUUAUUUGAUCCCUUAUUUGUAAUAUUUUUAUUCAGAAUUGUGUUCUACAACUACAGAAGGGAUUUUUAUAUUUUGUUGUUGAUUAAUAAUUUAAUUAUUGAAUAUGAAGAGCUUAAAUAAUACCUAUAUAGUAGGGUGUAAUUUAAUGUCGUACAUUAUGUACUUGCUGUCUUAAUUAAGAUACUCAGUAAAGUGUGACUGUUAGGUCGCAAAUAUAGUAUUGUCACAUUUUAGUGUAUACCAACGUAUUGAUUUAAACACAAAUAUUUUAGCGUGAUUAACACUUUAUUAAUUGUUCAUCCCAUACAUUUAUGAUGUGGAAAUGUAAAAUUAAUUAUGUAAGUAUGUGUGUGUAUGUAGUAACUUAGCAACUCAUUUAAAAGUUUAAUCUUAAAAUUGUUUUCUGUUAGAUGAAUGGAAAAAAUUAGCGCUGGUGCUAAUGAUGGCAAAAUUAUUAACCAUACUCUUUGUCUAAGAUUGUAGUCGUAGUGAAACAUGAGAUUGAAGAAACUUGAUGACGCUGUAUGUGUAUAUCCCGCUUAGCGCGAAAAAUGUGUGAUAUUUGGAUUUAAUCUGUACUUGUUAAAUGAAUACUAUAGUUAGAAAUUUGUAAGCACCAAAGAACUUUGAUUUAUUUUAGGCACCAUUAAUUGAAACAUUAGCAUCACAUGAGUAGUUUGUACCUAAUGACUAAAAGUGAAAAAAUAUGGGUGUCCAUGACGAUUACGUACUUCUUUUUUGUCUUACUCAUAAUAUUGGAAAUAUUAUGGGUUAUAAUGUCUUAGUUCGCUCAUUUGUUUCAAUUCCGUCCCAGAUAGUACGAUACAUUUUCUUCAAAACUGUACAAUAUUAAUUUAUGAGUUUGAGAUUUUUUUUGAAGAUUACUAACAGUACCCAGUGCCAUGUCUGUUACAUAUUAUGUAUGUAGUUGGCAUUUCGAUUUACAUGAAUAAAUUCACUUCAAUAAGGUGUUUGAAUUUGGUUUUUAAACUCGGAUUGCAUAUGAAAAUACCAUCAGCAAAAAUGCAUAUGACUAUAGCGAUAUAAAAAUGAGACUCAAAAAAAAUAUUUAGACUCGUAACUUUGUUUAUAUAAUAUGUAUAAAAUACCUUAGAUACCUACUGUGUACUGCACUUUUAUCAAAAAUUUCAUUUAAGACUGAGUAGAUCGAAAAUGUAUACUUACAUACUUAUUGUUGAUGCUGUAAUUUUGAUUUCGCAAUGCCAAAUUCUAUAAAUUCAAUCACACGGAUUUCUUAGAUUCGCUAUCAACAAACCCAGUCGCCUAAAAUAAAUAAAAAUAUGUGUAAAUGCUGUGCGUGUAUCUUUGAAUGUGUAUAUUGUAUUGGAUGCAUGUCGUUAAUGCACUGACCUCUUUUUGUUACUGUUCUUACCUUCGUGAUUGUAGUCAAUUAUACAAAAUGACCAAUUUUCGAAUGUUGAAUUUAAAAAGUGUAAAGGCUGGCUGUUUAAAAAAGGUGCUGUAGGUAGAUGAAAUUGAAAAAUUGAUAUGAUUGUAACAUCUUAACCUGACGUUAGUGAGGUGAAAACGAAUGAUGAUAAAAAGUGAUUUAAAUAACUCGAAUCGGUAUGGUCGUAGGAUGGUCAUGAUUAUGUCUCCUGCCCAAUUCACGAAGGAUUCUUAAAUGAUUAAAAAAAUGUGCGUGUUUGAAGCACCCAAAGAGAUGUAAAUCUUGGGUACUAUCAAUUAUCUAAUCAUUUAAGUUUCCCUUUCCUUACUUAUUUAAUUUAUCUGCUGUAAUACUUGUCCAUAAUGUAUGGUUGUGAAUAAACUAAAUGUUAUAUGUCUACCUUAAACAAGAUGUACAUUGUACAAUGUACAUACCUCUGACAAAAGCUUGGCUUAUUUUCGUAAAUGUGUAAAUGUAUGUCUGUCAGACUGGACUUAUUUAUUGUCAUACCUCAUCUAGUACUUAUCUGAAAUAUUAGAUCUUUUUGUAACAAAUGAUUAUUUAAUAACAAAGACAUUAUUUCUAAGCGAGUAAGUGCUCAUUGUAAGCUCACAUUUCCAUGUUGUUGUUUAGUUCAAAAUUAUAUGUAAAAUUACUUAUUUAUUGUUUGUUUGUUAUAGCUUCACAAGUAAGUGUCAUACGAAAUUUUAUGUGUCAAUAAUAAAACCAAAUUGCUGUCAUGCCA
Molecule: messenger RNA, 4356 nt
Organism: Plutella xylostella (diamondback moth)
Lineage: Eukaryota; Metazoa; Arthropoda; Insecta; Lepidoptera; Plutellidae
Product: juxtaposed with another zinc finger protein 1
Cellular component (GO): nucleus
Source: RefSeq, a predicted model, not a curated record